This is a messenger RNA of Colletotrichum chrysophilum, 1029 nucleotides long. RefSeq lists its product as uncharacterized. Lineage: Eukaryota; Fungi; Ascomycota; Sordariomycetes; Glomerellales; Glomerellaceae. Bases 1 to 1029 code for a protein of 342 amino acids. The record is from RefSeq and is a predicted model, not a curated record. The transcript has 3 exons.
AUGAAUACCGACGGAUGCGCCAUCGACGGCAAUGGAGAUUUAUACGGCCUUGGCGUGCGCAUCGGCGUCUACUGCCAAUGGGUCUCGUCCUGGAUCCGCAUGCUGGUGGACGAGGAGAGCAUCGAGGAUGUCCACGGGGUCAACGCCAUAUUCGUCUUUGCAGUCAUCAUCGCCACGAUCUUGGCGCAGGUCCAUCGCGAUGUGAAGCCGAUAGAGUUGUACAUCAUGCUGCAAAUCUCUCUUGGUUUCUUCAUCACGGUGCUCAGCACGAUAGGAGUCCGGAAUCACUUCUUGCGACCGAAACGAGUCAAGCUUAUCUGGCAUCACUACCAAAAGGUCGUCGAGAAGCGCAGGCAAAAUGCGGAAAUGGGGGAGAAGAUUUGGAGUCGCCAUCGGUUCAAGCAAAUCUUCAAAGAAGAGCGAGAGAGGAAUAAUGUUGUCAAGGCGUUCUACCAGUCCUUAUUUAGGAUGGGCCGCGAAUACCUCGAAGAUGCCGCUGCGAAACAGUAUCUUUCCAACCCAACUUUCGAGGUCCCUAUCGAGUACCUGACUCCAUUCAAACCUCGUAACAUUUCAUGGGUUGGAGUUGUAUGGAGGACGGCCAUUCUCGGUGUCGUGGCGGGCUUCAACGUUUAUUUCUGGUUCUACAUCGCAAACCAACCGAAUGCUGAUGACGUGUUCCUAAGCAUUUUAUGGUUCAUCCUGUCCAUCGAACUUACGUUGGGGUGGAACCAUGUCCAAGACAUCAACGAGAUUAAGACAACAGGUCAACUGAUUCCCUUCAUCAUUGGAUGCGUCAGUACCUGCCAAGUAUUGAAGCAGGUCGCGCUGAUCGGGCUGCGAAAGAUGUUCCCGGAUUGGGCAAGUUACGAGCUCGAGGCUGCAUACACUGCAAGGGGCGGCAUCAAGUUCCACAUCAACCAUAGUCCACGUGAUGACGAGGGGAUUUCAACGAGCUCAGAGACGCGGAUGGCCACGGGCAUCGCCUUCAGGGAUGUUGGGUAUGUUGAGUCGGGUCAGAAGCCGUGA